This is a messenger RNA of Marmota monax (woodchuck), 1957 nucleotides long. It is a transcript of the gene Alx1, whose product is annotated as ALX homeobox 1. NCBI's taxonomy places the organism in Eukaryota, Metazoa, Chordata, Mammalia, Rodentia, Sciuridae. The record is from RefSeq and is a predicted model, not a curated record. Gene Ontology annotation, biological process: embryonic skeletal system morphogenesis; negative regulation of DNA-templated transcription; positive regulation of transcription by RNA polymerase II. Gene Ontology annotation, molecular function: RNA polymerase II transcription regulatory region sequence-specific DNA binding; DNA-binding transcription activator activity, RNA polymerase II-specific. Bases 166 to 1146 code for a protein of 326 amino acids. The transcript has 4 exons.
CAGCCCUUAUGUAUUAAAGGGCUCGAAGUCGGGCAGCUCCCGGCGUCGCAGGGUUGGCUUCCCCUUCCCUCCUCUCUGGCCCUCCCUCCUCCCGCCCACUCGCUCCCUCCCCCAGCGCUCUCCAGCCCCGGCGCCCCGAGAACUCCGAAACAGCCUUCCAGGAUUAUGGAGUUUCUGAGCGAGAAGUUUGCCCUUAAGAGCCCGCCAAGUAAAAACAGUGACUUUUACAUGGGCGCAGGAGGCGCGUUGGAGCACGUUAUGGAGACGCUGGACAAUGAGUCCUUUUACAGCAAAGCGUCGGCAGGCAAAUGCGUGCAGGCCUUUGGGCCCCUGCCGCGAGCCGAACAUCACGUGCGCUUGGAGAGGACCUCACCCUGUCAGGACAGCAGCGUGAACUAUGGGAUCGCCAAAGUAGAAGGCCAGCCCCUUCACACCGAACUGAAUAGAGCUAUGGACAACUGCAGCAAUCUCCGGAUGUCUCCCGUGAAAGGGAUGCCAGAGAAGGGAGAACUGGAUGAACUUGGGGAUAAAUGUGACAGCAACGUGUCUAGCAGUAAAAAGCGGAGACAUAGAACCACCUUCACCAGUUUGCAGCUGGAGGAACUGGAGAAGGUCUUUCAGAAAACCCAUUACCCGGAUGUAUACGUCAGAGAACAGCUCGCUCUGAGAACAGAACUCACAGAGGCCAGAGUCCAGGUUUGGUUUCAAAAUCGAAGGGCCAAGUGGAGAAAAAGGGAACGUUAUGGCCAAAUACAACAAGCUAAAAGCCAUUUUGCUGCGACCUACGAUAUAUCAGUUUUGCCAAGAACUGACAGCUACCCACAGAUUCAGAACAAUUUGUGGGCAGGAAAUGCAAGUGGUGGUUCUGUGGUUACUUCAUGCAUGUUACCACGUGAUACUUCCUCCUGUAUGACACCUUACUCUCACUCGCCUCGGACAGACUCCAGUUACACUGGGUUUUCAAACCAUCAGAAUCAGUUCAGCCACGUGCCCCUCAACAAUUUUUUCACUGACUCUCUUCUUACUGGGGCUACCAAUGGACAUGCAUUUGAAACAAAGCCAGAGUUUGAAAGGAGGUCUUCCAGUAUUGCUGUUCUUCGAAUGAAAGCCAAGGAGCACACUGCCAAUAUUUCAUGGGCCAUGUAACAUAACAGUACUCUUUUAUUUUUCUUUUAAUAGCAAGGUAAAAUAUUGUUAUUUCUCGUAUUUAAAGGAUGCCACAAUAAGCUGCUGUGUGUGGAAUUGCUAAAGGUCAAGAUAUACAGUGAGACCAGCUUAAAUGAAUAGUUGUUAUUAUUUAACAUUAAAAUCUAAGAAUGAACCUCUGAAAAAACUAAAUAGGUUUACCAUGCACCAGUCUCCACAAAUGCUUUUUUAGUAGUAAGUUUUUUUUUCUUCCCCCUAUUGUACAAGUUGAUGAAAUAUGGUCAUGCAGUUUCUUAAAAGAAUAAAUGUAUUAAACAAAUUCCUCUGUUAUAGAUUGAUUUAUGUUAGUUCUGUAUAACAAGAAAUCCCUUGUAAAAUAAUACCUGAUAAAGGAGGAAAUGCACUGGGGAAAAUGUCAAGAUACCAAAGCUGUCAGGUAAAUAUUGAACCAGGGUGUUUUGGGGAGUUAACUGCUAUUUCUCCCUCUCUGGCUUCGAGAAGCAAAUGGGCAUAUCCCUUGUUGCUGAGAAUUAAUCUUCAAACCUCAAAGACUUUUCAAAUUCUUUUUUAUAAUCUCUUGAUGUUUUAGUGAAUUUCCAACCAAAAAAAAAACUCUUCUGAAAUAAUCAGCAUUUUCAUGAAAUAUUUGGUCAUAGUUUUCUGAAACCAUGUGGCUAAAGGUGAUAACUGAAAUAUUCUGGUAUGAUUAAAAUAGAGUCAUGAGGAAAGUUUUUAUAAAUGCCACUUUUUAAUGAAAAAGCCAGCAUGAACUCAGUCCCGUUGUAAUCACAAACAAGGGGGGAAAAUCUAC